Messenger RNA from Drosophila suzukii, 8371 nucleotides. RefSeq names its product hangover (gene hang). Gene Ontology annotation, biological process: regulation of transcription by RNA polymerase II. Gene Ontology annotation, molecular function: zinc ion binding; RNA polymerase II cis-regulatory region sequence-specific DNA binding; DNA-binding transcription activator activity, RNA polymerase II-specific. NCBI's taxonomy places the organism in Eukaryota, Metazoa, Arthropoda, Insecta, Diptera, Drosophilidae. The record is from RefSeq and is a predicted model, not a curated record. Gene Ontology annotation, cellular component: nucleus.
CACUGCUUACCACCAUACAAUUACAAUCAAAACUGUUUUCCAGCCCCGGCGGAGCACGUCGCAGAUCCGCAGUAUCCGCAGUUCAAUUUUUUUCCAGUGCGACUCCUCGUUCCAAACAAACCCAAGCCCAAGCCCACACCAAACGAAAGCGAAGGGAGAGAGUAUAGAGGCGGAAAGAAAAAGCAAAAGCAAAGCAAAGUAAGGCCCUGGACAGGAUCGGGCGAGCGAACCAAGUGCGAACAAUGUGCGGAAAGUGGGUGACGCGGGCGGCGUGGUCGACGGCGACGGAGAGCGGAUAGUGGUGGAUGGUGUGUGGAACGAUUGCGAACGGACGCAGACCGAAACAAAAGUGAAAACGUGCAAAAAAACAAAAGAAGCAAGAAGCGAAAGAGGAGGCGACUAGCGAAUACAAAGCGACAAAAUGUGCGACGCUGCGGCGGCAACGACGGCAACAGCAGCAGCAACAGCAACAACAACAGCAGCAGCAGUAGCAGCACUGGAGGCCACAGCAACGCCUGGAACGGCAGCGGUAACUGGAACGGGAGCGGGCACUGUAACUGGAACCGCAUCCCCUGAAGCAACUGGGGCCACACCAGCUGCAACCAAAGGCGAGCGGUCGGCGCGACAAAACUGCUGUCGCCUGUGCAUUGCCCCGCAAACCGAAUGCAUCUCGAUCAUCAAUAGCUAUGCGGCGGACAAGGAGCCGCUGUCCACCAAGAUCCACAACUGCGUCGGCAUCAAGAUUACACCGCAGGAUCGGCUGUCGCUGCAGAUUUGCCACGCUUGCAUCAGCUACCUGAACUCAUGGCAGAGCUUCAAGAACCGAUGCUUUAGCUCGCAGACAAAGCAGCGACAGUGGCUGGAUGUCAACAAGAGCAAGCUCCUCAGCUACCUGGACCUAAACAGUGCGGAGAAUGGAGGAGGAGGAAGCGGAGGAGGCUCCUCCUACGAUCACCUCCAGCAGCAUCAGCAGCAGCAACAGCCAUCGGAGAAUGAGCUCGAAGCGGAGAAGGCGACGCCAACGGCCUCAGCGACGGCCGCCAACAUUUUGGAUGGCAUACACUCGCUGAAGAAACGCAAAUCCCUAACAGUCUAUCCACUGCCUGCGAUUCCCAUCAAAGAUGAGCCCAUUGACACGGAUGACGACUACCAGAUGAAGUCAAUAGACGAGUCCGAUGACAUGGUCGAUCCCACAAUGUUCCUAGAGCGUUCCGAGCACGAGGGCGAUGUGCCGCUGACGGCCUCGGACUACGACUACACUGCGCAACAUGGCGUGAAUGCCUCUUCCGUUGCAGCCUCGCUGCCGCCGAAUGCGGUUGCCAAUGUGGCAGCUGCCGGGGAUUCCAAGGUGGCCAGCUGCCGGGCCUGCAGUCUGCAGUUCUCCACCCGGGCCAACGCCCGUCGCCACGAACGGAAUCUGCACCCGAAUCUGUUCCAGCUGUCCACAGACUCGCCCCACAACACACCCAUCACAAAGCCAACGCCCGCCUUGGCUGCCGCCUUGGAGAUCCAACGGGCAGCGGCUGCGGCGGCCACUGCAGAGGCCAACCGAGCGGCGGGUGCGGCGGGCGGAAAUAUUUCCACGCAAAAGUACCGCCAGGUGGUGAUGAACGCGUUCAUCAAGUGCGAGGGCGGCGGCUAUGACUACGAUAAUCCCGAACAGUACCGACCGCUGCUCACCCGCGACAAGGUGGAGUUUAUCGAGCAGAACGACGAGUUCCUGGAGCAAUACCAGACGAUGACCUGCCGCUGCUGCAGCAAGUACUUUAGCACGUACAAGAACUUCAUGGCGCACGUGCGCAAGAAGUAUCCGCUGCUGCCGCGCAACCUAUGCUUCAACUGCCUCAAGAUGAACGACUCCAAGGCGCUGUUCAUCUCGCAUCUGAAGAAGCGCAAUUGCAUCAAUCUCUUUAGGGUCUUGAAUGCGCUGCGUGGCAAGACAACGGCCGUGGUUGUGCCCUCUGUCGCUGAAGAUGUGGCCGACGAUGUCGGAACAACCGGAGGAGUUGUGGCAGUGGCCGAUGCCGGCGCAGGUGUGGUGGUGACCAUGACCAGUCCGACGGUGACAGUGAGCGGCGGCGGAGAAGCCGUCACUCCCGGCGGAGGCUCCGAACGGCCGGAGAAGCUGCGCGCCAAGGAGCUGUUGGUCAACAAGCUGUACGAGUGCAAGCUCUGUCCCAAGGGAUUCCGCACCAAGCACGAGUUCCGAACGCAUGUGUACGACAAGCAUGCGGAUGUCCAGCGCAAGGACAACAACUCGAUACAGUGCAGCUUCUGCGGACUGGACUUUGCCGAUCCGGUGGACAGGCGGCGGCACUACAACAACAUGGACUGCAUUGUUCGGCUGCGCUGCAUGACCUGCGAUGCAAAGCUGGAGACGCACCAGCGAUUCCUCGAUCACGUCUACCAGGAUCACCUGGGCGGCGUGGGUGGUGGCGGAGCGAGCAGCGACAAUGCCUCCACUACGGGAAGCGGCAUGGCUAGGAGCAACAGCAUGGAGCAUUCGCCGGGCAAGAGGAGUCUGCUCGGUGCCCUGGGCAUUGGCGUUGGCUCCUCGGCGGAUGAGUCGCGUAGCAGCAGUGCGGCUCCGCCGCUGACCUCUACACCCAAACUGGCGGGAGUUGCCCAGGUGGGUGGCAGCGGCAGCGGCGGGGGCGGCGGCUUGGCCAGCGCCUCAGCCUCCGCGCAGAGCUCAGCGAGUCGAGAUGCGUCCGCACCCAAAUCCCAGUACUUCUCCCGGAUGCCGCAGGUCUGCCCCAUUUGCGGGCAGCAGUACAACAACUACAACAAUGUGCUGCGACACAUGGAAUCGAAGCAUCCGAACAAGCUGCCAGAGACCUACAAGUGCGUGCGAUGCGGCCUGGGCUAUCCCCGGAUCUCCUACCUGCGGGAGCACAUGAUCAAUGUGCACGGCGUGGACAAGAACCGGCACUCUGGCGGCUUCGAGUACAUCGUGAAUGCGGAUGCCGUAAAGUUGGCCGACGGCAGCACGCCAAACGUCUACACGGGUCGCUACGACUACGUGAUGAAGGACCUGAUGUCGAUAACAAAUGGUGGGACACUCGAUGACGAAGAGGAGGAGCCGGGCAGCGUGGCCAAGAAGAUGCGCCUGGACGACAGCAGCAACAAUAGCAGCCUGGUGGGCGUGGCCAGCCAACAGAAGGAGUGCCCCAUCUGCAAUGCAGUGUUCAGCAACAACAUUGGCCUGUCCAAUCAUAUGCGCUCCCACUACACGGCCUCGAAUGCAGUGAAUGCGGCUCUGGCGGCUGCCAAUCGGAUGACACCCAAAUCGCUGACCAUAACAGCAACGCCAGCAGCAGAUUCAGAUGUGGGACUGGGGGCAACAGCAUCGGUUUCGGCCCCAGUGACGCCGGCCAAUGUGCCACCGGCAAUGGCCAACCAGACGCCCCAGGAGCAGGCCGUCUUCCGACGAAGUCUCGACCAGGCGGCGGAUCGUCGCUUCCGGCGAAUGCGUUGCCGCAUUUGCCAGCGACGAUUCAGCUCGAAGAAGUCCUAUCGCUACCACAUGCUCACCGACCAUCAGGUGCAGAAUGUGCAGUUCAUCAAGUGCAAGCUGUGCAACGCGGAGUUUGCCUACGAGAAGGGCCUAAAGGUGCAUCUGUUCAAGGUGCACGGCAGGGCGAUCAAGGACGAGAUGAUUAUCAAACAGUUUGAGUGCGAGGUCUGCUCGAUUGUCUACAGUUCGGAGAUGGAGCUGGCGCAGCACAAACGCAGUGUCCACAAGCUGGCCUCUGCCUCAGCAUCGGCAUCCACUUCGGCGUCCACAUCCUCCAAGAUUGACGAUGACUCGCUGAUGGAGGAGGCCAAGCCCACGGCAGCGGAUCUGGCUGAUCUCUCCACCCUGGCGGCCAGUGCCUCCACUGCAUCGGCUUCGGGUCAGGUCCUGGGCACUCCGCUGUACUGGUACCAGUGCAAGUACUGUCCCUCCAACUUCAACACCAACAAAAAACUGGCCAUCCACAUCAACUCGCACGACGAGUUUGACUCGAACGAUUAUUCCUGCAAAGAUUGCGGCAACGUCUACAGCGGACGCAAGAGUCUAUGGGUGCAUCGCUAUAAGAAGCAUCCGCAAGUACCCGACCCGGCCGAGUGCUCGCUGUGCCGCAAGGUCUUCUUUGACCGCCAGAUGCAUGACAACCACACGCCCACCUGCAACCGCAAGCCGAUCACAUCGACAGGUGCCCACCAGCAGCAGGAUGCGCAGCUGCAGCAGCAGCAGGCGUCUCUCCAGCCAGCCAGACGAACCGUUUUCCGGCACAAGACGGGCGACGACGAGGACGAAGAGGAGGACGAUGACCAGCAGCAGCAGCAGCUGGACGAGCGGGCCAAUAACGAUGGGAAUGGAACUGUGGCGGCGGGAAUGGCUUCGAGCAGUGUUGUGACGGCGGCCACGUCGCUAAAGAUUCGCAUACCCGAGGUGGCCUGCACCAUUUGCGGGGCCCGCUUCACCGACCAGGAGCACUUUAGCAAGCACAUCCAGAAGCACGAGCAGGAACUGUACGUGGACAAUCCGCUGGCGGCGAUGUUCGACGAUGGGCCAGCGGAUGCCGGGCAGUUCCAGGUGGAGCGGCAGAACGAGAACGGGGAGUACGCGUGCGAUUUGUGCGCCAAGACGUUCCCCCAGGUGAUCGCACUCAAGGUGCAUCGCAAGUGGCAUUUCAGAGGUGAUAGCAAGCAGAACCCCAUCGACGGCGAAGCGACACAGUUGACCAACAACAAUCAUACAACCAACAACAACAACAACUCGAUGCUGCACCUACGCGAGCUGCAUGCGGUGGGUCUGAUGCCCAACCAGCAGCAGCAACAGCAGCAGCAGAGCCUCAACAACUCGUGCAACAGCAGCAGCAUGAACCACAACAACAACAGCAGCAGCGGGAACCGCAGCAAGUCGAUGAAGCGGAAACGUGAGCUGAAAUGCGAAUACUGCGCCUCCACCUUCAUCAGUAACAACAAUCUGCGUCGCCACAUGUACGAGCUGCACAAGCACGAGGUAAGCAAUCUGCCGGAGCCGCCGGUGAUUGUGGUCGACGACCAUCUCACCUGCCGUCGCUGUCAGCUGAAGUUCGACACCAAGGAGCUGUGGAUCGAGCAUAAGCUGGCCGACGCGAAGGUGGUGCGACCCUUCUGCCCCUUCCAGUGGGGCUGCGAUCUGUGCGGCGAGUAUCUGUCGCGCAAGGAGAAGCUGAUGAACCACAUCAACAACCAUCUCAAGGAGGAGGUCAUAGUGCCGGUGGCCACCAAGGCAGCCAUAGAGAGGACAGCGGCCAUGGAGGCGGCGGCGUCAGAAGAUGCAACCACAGCGGCGGCGCCAUCAUCAACAGCAUUGGGUGAGGCAGCGAAAAUUGAGGAGCAAUCCCUCGAAAAAGGUGAGGUGGCAGCAGCAGGAACAGCGGCAGCAGCAGCAACAACAGCAGCAGAAAAGAUGGAAGAAGAUAGCGAUGACCUGGAUGAGGAUGAUAGCUCGGGCGAAGAGGAGGAAAGCUCGGGCACGGGCGAUGAUGAAGACGACGACACGGACGAUGAGGAUGGUGAGGGUGAAGAUGACGACGAGGACGAGGAGGGAGAUGGCGGCGAGGGCGAGGACGAAGAGGGUGUGCAGCCGCCGGCUCAAUUGUUGCCGCCACAGAAGCAGCACAAAGCGAAUCUUAACCAGGAUGACGAUGAUCUCGUCGAGCAGAUCUACAGCACGGACGAGGACGACGAAGAUGAUGGCGAGGUGGAAAGCGACGACGAUGAUGAAGAUGACGAUGAGGAGGACGAUGUUGAGGAGCCGGAGCCAGUGGCAUUGCCGGUGCGACCGCUAAUGAAUGGCAAGUCGAAAAUGCCGCCGCUGAUCGUGGCCAGCUCGGAUGAGGAGGACGAUGGUGUGAUCCCCAUCGAGGACAUCAUCGAAGAGGAGUUCGAUGAGGAUGUCGAUCCGGAUCCCGAUCCGGAGGAUGUCAUCGAGGAGGUGGACGACGAUGAUUUAGAUGAGGGGGAUGCGGAGGACGAGCCGAAUGUGGUGUCGACAGCCUCCUCCUCGGAGAGCGAGUCCACCACAACGACCACGUCCAAUUCGCAUUCGCAUACGCAUUCCACGGGUGAGCGGCGUAAGAAGGCCGACGAUCAGUUGAAUGAUCCCGGCUUUACCUGUGAUCUAUGUCAACUUUGUUUCGAUUCUCAGGAGCUUCUCCAGAGCCACAUCAAAAGCCAUAUCCUCAAUGGGCCAAAGCUCUCAACAGCGGCGGCGGCGCAGCCAGCAGUGGCAACAGCAGCAGCCGCCACAGCAGCGGCAACAGCAACAGCAGGCGGCGCGGCAGCAACAUUGGCAACGGCAGCAAAGACGAAGCCUGACUCCAAGUCAGCGGUGCUGGCCAACAAUAACAACAACAAGAGCAAGACUGUUGCUGCCACGGCGACGACUGCAGCAGCUGCAAAAGCUGCAACGACAAAUUGAGUAGUCAUUCUGCCAACACCACCACCACCACCAGCACCACCUCAUCAUCAUCAUCAUCUCGAUCCAAACUCACUUGAAAUGUACAAAGCCAAUCCACUUAAACACCGCCAUCAUCAUCUCAUCAUCAUCUCAAUCAUUCAGAAAACAAUGAAACAUCAGCAACCACAUGAACAUCAGCAACGCAUUCCAUCAACAAAAAUCAGCCACGUUUAUGUAUAGCACGAGAUGCGUGUGUGUGCGUGUGUGUUAUAUAAACCCCUUUUUUUUUUCUUGCUUCUAGUCGUAAGAACUUAACUAACAUAUAUGUGUACAUCAUAUAUAUAAAUAUAUGUAAGCUAAGACAUUUUUUUUUUUCAAAUGUUAACCUAGUUUGUACCGCGCACACACCCACACACAAAGCAAGAAUACGGGAUCUAUAGGCAUCCUUCUACGGCUAAGUUUCGCUAUAAAACCUAUAAAUAUAUAUACAUUGAUAUAGUAGACCUAAGCAUAUAGAAAAGUACGUCUUAAUAUGUUACACAUCAAUUAUCAAGCAAAAAGUUUACGACGCACCAAAGCAAGCGACAGAAAACGCAAGGGAAACCGCUCAGUUAGUUAGUAAAACAGAACCAUCAGGAUUUUCAAAGUAUUUCACACGACAGCAUGACACUCUCAAACACACACACACCACACACAAAGCGAUAGUUGUUUAGGUUUUGUUUACGUAUGCAAACCUUGGUCUUCCCGAAAUUCUACAAUCGGUUAAAAGCUCGGGUCCCCCACUUUAGGACCAAAAAAGCAGACUUGAAUAACAUCUUCUAUCUACUUAUCAAACUAAAUCAUAAUUAAUUUAUUUUAUCCAUAUCUAUGAACACUUAGCAAGUCUAUAUCUUUUGGUAAGCUACUUGGUUUGAUGUAUAAACCAAGUAGGCGGUUAAUUUACAUUGAAUAAAUAGUCUUCUUAGUUUAUGUAUCUUAUCCUUUUUUUAUAUUUGAAAAAUUGUAUCUUAUUACCUUUGCACAAAGAUAAGGAAAUCGGAUUAAAAUGUUGAACAUCCUUCUUCUGGCAAGAUACUCUUUGCUUGGGAAUGAGAAAAAGGAUUGCUAAGAUGAACAGAGUACGUGGUCACAACAUUUUUGCCCCCUCAAUUAGAAUCAUUUUUCAUUUCCUCUUUAUAUUUUUAUUAAACAAACAUAGCCAAUACAAUAGAAAAAUCAAUCCGUAAAAUAAAAUAAGUCAAAAUUUAGAAAAAUUUUUAAAUUGUACAAAAAAUUAUAACUGAUUCAUAUUUUAAACAUUUAAUCAAACUGUUUUUGUAAUACCCUAGAAUGUCGUACUUGGCUGACACAAAAGUUGACGGUCCGUUCUUUUCUUAUUGAAACACGUUUUCUUUUCAAAAGAACAAGUAUUUCAAUGGAACAACUUACUCGAUAACAAGAUAACAAUGGCCGGCCUUAUCAAAUUAAAGCAUUAAAUAAUUUACAUUCUUUUUUUACCCAUUAAUUUGAAAAGUUUUAUUAUGUUGCAUCCUUGUUUUUUUUACGUUUAUAAUAAACACAAGAGUUUCUUGGCCCGGCAUUUUGGAAAUUUAGUAGAAUCCUAGUAUGCAAACAACUGACACUAUCAUCUUGAUGCGGAAGGAAGACCAAGGUCAAUAGUGGAUCCAUACUUAGACACGUAUUUACAUAGAUUGAGAUUUAUUCGUGUAGCUAAUAUAACGAUUUACCCAUAAUCUGUACAUUACUUAUUUUUCACACUACACCCCAAACCCAAAACCAAACCCACACGCAUGCGCACACAACUUCAACAUACAUAUAUAGACACAACUGAUAGCGGCGGCAUUAUAUGUAAAAGUAGCUUAAGCAAAAUCUAAAAUGUAACUGGAAAUGUAGUCUAAAACGUACAAAAUAAAUUAAAACAAAUGCAGAAUCAUA